Darwinula stevensoni is the source of this 6546-nucleotide messenger RNA. The record is from the annotation of a GenBank genome assembly. NCBI's taxonomy places the organism in Eukaryota, Metazoa, Arthropoda, Ostracoda, Podocopida, Darwinulidae.
AUGAAUGACUCAAACGGUAGAACCUACCUCAAUGCUGUCACAGUCAACACCAAGGAAUCCAGGCUGUUUUCGCCAUUGCACUCGAGUCCUCCAGCGUUGCUCCUCCCGACCGACUACCCGAACUACCUCGGGAGUCCCCAGACCCCGUUCCACCAUCCCUUCAGUCCACUGAGCACCCAUGCCCACCCUGUCUUGUCUCACCACGGCCAUGCAUGGAUGGAGGAGGAAGGGGAGGACAGCAACGAGAGCUCCCUCCCCUCCACCGUGGACAUGCGGGCCCUCCGCGACUCGCCGGCGCACCCUGCCGUUUUUUCACCCGAGAAGCGGCCCGAACCCUCGGGACCACCCACUAACUCAACAGUUGGUAGCUGGAGUGCUGGGGGAGAGGAAGACUCAAAUUAUGAUGCCGAAGGGGAGACAACAUCGGGUUCUGAAGACGAAGACGAGGACGAUGAUGGCUCUGGAUCUCAUUCAAGUCGAGAGGGAAGCGACUCGGAGAGUAGCGGUCGGAGCAGCAGCGUCAGUUCCGGUGGAUCGGGAUCGGAGUCCGACGGACACGAGAGCGACCGGGACUCGAGCAGCUCCUCCUCCUCCUCCAUCGUUCGCAAGAAGACCUCCCUGAUGAAAAAUAAAGCCCACGUCGACUUGAACGGACACGUGAAUGAAGACUUGAAGCCCCUGACUCCCUCGGUGAAAAAUGAGAAGAAACCUCAUACGGACAAGAAGAACGAAAAUGUUGCCCCCCUCGGUGAAAGUGUCAUUGAGGACAAGAAACAUCAUGUGAAUCACAGUGAAUCGCAUAAGUUCAAAACACCUUCUUGUGAAGCGAGGAAACCUCACUCCUCAAACUCUGGAACCUCGGACGUCCAGAAGCCGACCCCGGGAAAGCGAGAGAACAACAGGUUGGACCACCACCGACCGGUUGCAAAGCCAUCUCCAAAGAAAGCGGAGCGCGAUCUCGGCAGGUCGGCAGAGACGACGAGCACGAGCGAGACCUCGUGCACGUCCAAUGCAUCUGCCAUCAUGGAUGCGGUGAGACUGAGCCCAAAGAAGCGGAUGUGUCGCGUGGAGAGCGACGGUGCCGUGACGACCAAGCCCGUCGAACGCCGUGCGCCGAUCGGGAAGAGGCCCGAGAGCGCGAACGAGACCGGGAAGACCCCCAAGUCGCGCCAGAAGCCAGUGAGACACGGCGUGAGGGAGCUGGUGCGGCGCGAGUCAUGGAAGCACGGAGAGAGCCCGGGCUCCACCUCGUCCGAGAAGGCGCCGCGCAAGGACGACGAGCUUCGGAUCUCGCGCCUGGCGAAGGAGCUGGAGCAGAUCGGCAAGGAUGGCAUCUCAAAGUCAGCUGAUAGCCUGCAGGAAAUCGGGCAAGAGGACUUGAACGCCAUCCUGCCGGACCUCUCCUCGACGGUGGAGAAGGAGGAAGUGCGCGUCACGUUCGAGAGUCUCGAAGGGCAGAGCUCCGACGAGGAGAACUCGGGCCGGCUCGUGUCCGAGGUCCUGCAGAAGCUGGACUCCUCGUGCGACGACCAGGCGCCGGCCCAGUCGAGGAAGGCGGCGUCGAGACGGAGGAGGUCGUCCGGCGCGCCGACGCGGAAGUCGAGGCGGACGCAGUCGCCGGUGCGGCCGUCGCAGUCGGCGAGGAAGGAAGAUCCGGUGAAGAAGGAAGAUCCGGCGAGGAAGGAAGAUCCGGUGAGGAAGGAAGAUCCGGCGAGGAAGGAAGAUCCGGCGAGGAAGAACGUCCGGCUCGGGGACUCGGCGAAGCGGGAGGCGCACGAGGCCCGGGGCGAGAGGAAGCACCGGACCGAGCGGAAGCGAAGACGGCGGCGGAGGAGCCGGGGAGCCCCGUCGUCCGACUCCGGAUUCGCGCUGCAGCCGGAUCUGGACCGCGUGGUCGAGUUCAACUGCCGGCUGAAGGAGAGGAAGAUCUUGGAGAGCGAGAAUCUCUUGAACCGGCCCGAGAGCGAGCUGGCCAUCAAGGGCCGGAUCCCGAUCGCGCAGUCGGACGAUGCGCUGUUGCUCCUGCCGGAGAUCCGGGCGAAACUGUCGCCCUGCCCGCAGCCGUGCUUCCAGGACAUCCAGAAGUCCCUGUCGGACGCGAAGGACAGGCCCGGUCGGUCGACGUCGUCCGCGAACGACCUCGACCCCGGAAGCAGUGCGACGACCGUGUCGGACUCGAGGGACCUGGGCGAAGACGCGGACGCGUCCCGCCGCGACCGCCCGCGCAAGCACCCGCACGGGCACCCGCACAGGCGCCACCACCAGUCGUGGCGGACGAAGCACCGGAACGUGCACGACCCCGUGUUGAUCUCCCACGUGGACAUCGUGGCCGACGACCUGGCCCGGAUCUGGAUCUCGAAGUGCUCCGUCGUCCCGGUGCCGAAGGCGGGGGAGGUCCUCCUCCCGACCAUCUUCUGCGGGCUCAAGAUGCUCAAGAAGAGGAAGCAGAGCGAGAAGUCGCGGGCGGCUGCGAAGGACGAUAGGGCGAGACGAUCGCCGACGUGGUCAGACUCGCCCGAAGACUUGAAAUUCUCUGUGGUCCGCAGGGGAGCGGAGAAAGGAGAGAAAGGCUGGAAGUGGGACAACGGACGGAUCUCGCACGACCGGGGGAAGGUCCCCGCCGACGCGCCGCCCCGCGGGGCCGACUCCCUCUGGCCGGACGCGGACCACCGGGAGAAGGGCGGGAAGAGGGGUCGCAGCCGGAAGCCCACCGGCUCCGAGGAGACGUGCGAGCAGAGGCUGCCCCUGAAGAAGAGGCACCGGCACAUGAACACGGUGCCGCUCAGCCCGAGCCAGGACGCGCCGCCGCCGACGUCGCACCCGGCGGAGAAGGAGGCGAGGGCGAAGAGCGAGGCGCGGGGGAAGGCGGAGGCGAAGCCCGGGAAGGGCAAGGCGAAGGGGGAGGCGGAGGAGGUCGAGGCGAAGCCCGGGAAGGGGAAGGCGAAGGGGGAGGCGGAGGAGGUGGAGGCGCUGCCGUGCCUCGAGCGGACGGACGCGCCGGAGACGCACCACAGGCUCACGCCGAAGAAGCGACACAAGCUGCACGCGGUGCAGGAAUCCACGUCCGGCGAGAGGCCCGGCGACGAAGCGCGCGGUGAUAAGCACCCGGGCCAGGCCGACGGGGGUCGUCGCCUGUGCGACGCGAGCGAGCCCCCGGUCCUGAAGCGCAAGGUCGGGAAAGAACUCGCCCUGGACCCGAAAAAGGUCCCGAUGCAGAUGCCGGUCCUGGAGCCGGAGACUAGUCACGAGGAGGCGAAGAAGCCGCGGAAGCGGCGCAGGUUCAAUCGGACGGGUUUCCCGUCGUCGAGGAAGAAGAAGCGGCUCAUCGCCCUCGAGAAGUAUCUGGCCGACGACGACCUGCCGACCUUCGCGAUCUCGCAGAAGGCGAGGAAGAGGCAUCGCCACCGCCGCCGACACCCCUUUUCCUCCCGGAAGCAGAUGAUCAUGCGGAAGAACAAGGUUCUCGUCCAGAAGAAGUCGCUGCCGCGGCGCGAGGCCAGGAAGCGGCUGCUGGAGACCGAGGGCAGGAGCCCGCAGAAGCGGUACAAAGUUCUCGACAGCGACAGCGACGAUUCUGACAGGGGGGAGUUGCGGUUCACGUGUCCGUUGGUGCUGGAGUCGUGCGGGGACGAGGAGGAGGAGGAGGAGGAAGGGUCGACGGACAGUCGGGAGUUGACGGUGCACUCUCCGGUGCAGAGGAGGGUGGUGCGGCUGAGUUCGAGGCUGCCGCGGAAGCGGUAUCUCGGGGCGGGGCUCUUCUCGGAUGACUUCAAGGGGGAUCAGAACGACAGGGCCAAAGAUCGCAGAGAAGAAGGAAGAGACGAGAAGGAGAAAGUCGUGGAGGAGGGAGAGGGGCAUCUGUCCUUCCCGGGUCCGUGCUACUGUUCCCGUUGGGUGCGACAGAGGCGGAUGGACUUCCGGCUGCCGUACGACAUGUGGUGGCUCCAUUCCAACAACAAGCUCCCUCAGCCCGUGUCUUCUGUCCCCUCGUGGAACUACCGAAAACUUCGUACCAAUUUCUAUUACGACGUGAAGCCGGUGCAGCAGGAGAUGCAGGCCUGCAGCUGCAAACCGCCCAGGAAGGGGGAGAAGGCGUGCGGGGAGGAAUGCCUGAAUCGCAUGAUCCUGGCGGAAUGCAGUCCUCAGCUGUGCCCCUGCGGGAGCGACUGCGGGAACCAGCGCAUCCAGCGUCACCAGUGGGCCCCCGGUCUCACGCGGUUCAUGACGCCCGACAAGGGAUGGGGGAUCUCGACGAAGGAAGUGAUUCCGGCCGGGGAGUUCAUCCUGGAGUACCUGGGUGAAGUGGUGAGCGAGAAGGAGUUUCGUAAUCGCAUGCAGGACCGAUACCUCGACGAUACCCAUCAUUACUGCCUUUACCUUGAUGCGGGGUUGGUCAUCGAUGGGCACCGCAUGGGGGGGGAAGGUCGGUUCGUGAAUCACUCGUGCGACCCCAACUGCGAGAUGCAGAAGUGGCUCGUGAACGGGCUGUAUCGCAUGGCCCUCUUCGCCAAGCGAGACAUCAAGGCGGGCGAGGAGCUGGGCUACGACUACAACUUCUCGCUCUUCAACGCGGCCGAGGGUCAGGUGUGCAGGUGCGGGAGCGAGAAUUGCCGCGAGGUGAUCGGGGGGCGCGGGGCCAACGGGGGGAACGGGAAGGGGCCGAGGGAGAGGAAGAAGAAGGAGCAGCCGCCGAAGGCGCCGAGCGAGCCGCCGAUGCCGCUUCGUCCGCAGGAUCUCAUCGCCGUGAAGGCGCUCACGGCGGCGCAGAGGGCGUACGUGCAGGAGCAUGCGGUCUUCCUCUGCCGGAACUUGGAAAAGGUUCGUCGAAUACGAGAGCUGCUCACCAUGGGUUAUACCACCAAGGGAGAGCCUGGAUGGAAUGGAGCUGCUGAUUUGUCUUCUAGUGUAAUUACCCCGGAGAAGUCCCAAGAAGAGGCGUUCCUGACGCACUUCACGGCAUUGCACACGGCCCGGUCGAUGCGAACGCGUCGUCUCGCACAAGCAGACGACGAUCCGACGAUCGCCCGGACCGCCCGCCUCGCCCAGGUCUUCCGGGAGAUAUUUUCCACUGUGAUACGUGCCAAAGUGGGAGAGAAUGGGAAGAGUGUGCCGGGGGAGGUUCUCAGCUUCCCGUCUCGCAAGAAGCAUCCUGAGUUCUAUCAGAAUGUGGCCGGGGGGGACCUGGUGGAUCUUCCCACCAUCGAGAAGAAUAUCGUGACGGGGCAUUACAAGACUCCCGAGGAGUUCGAUCAGGACUUUCAGAAGCUCUUCUGGACUUUUCAGAGACAUUACGGGUCGUCUUCGGAAAUCGGGACGGCGGUGAGGCGAUUGAGGUGCAUUUACAACGAAGCGAAGCAGGAGAUGGUGAGCCCGAUCCAGGACGUCCUCGGGUUCGUUCCGGCGUGCUUCCAGGUGCAGAAGCCGCAGCCGAAGAGCACCACUGGGGAAGAGGACACGGUGCGUUGCAUAUGCAACCUGGUGCGAGAGGAGGGACUGAUGGUGCAGUGUGAGCGCUGUGUCGUGUGGCAGCACUGUGAUUGCAUGGACGUUGCGGAAGGAUCGGCGGAGCAUUACGUCUGUGAGAAGUGCGAUGGGCGGGCGGUCGACUUGGAGGUCCCGGUGCGACCGGUCGCCCUGGCGCCGACACCGACGAGUGGGGAAAUGGUCACCUUCUACCUCACGCUGCUUCGAGACGAUGGACUUCAAGUCCGGCAGACCGAAUUCAUGUACGUGAUGCGUGACGUCCCGGCCGAUCGACUGGAUUCCUCCAUCGAACACGCACGAAAUACCUACAGCCAAGGUGGCUUCGAGGCAGAGAACCACGACAUCUUCUGCAUCGAGAAGCUUUGGAAGACCCAGAGCGGAGAGCGGAUGGCAUUCGGUCAUCACUAUCUCCGGCCCCACGAGACGUUCCACGAGCCGACUCGCAAGUUCUACGUGAACGAGGUGAUGAGGGUUCCCUUGUACGAGGUGAUCCCCAUUCGUCUCCUGGUCGGGCAGUGCUGGGUCCUGGACGUGAAGACUUUUGCACGCGGUCGGCCGAUCCCGUGUCGCGAGGAGCACGUCUACGUGUGCGAGUUCCGGGUCGACAAAGCCGCUCGCAUGUUCUCCAAACUCAACAAGCCAAAAUUCCCUCUCUGCAUGAAGCCGUUUGCCUUCGAACGAUUCGAAACCCCGCUGAAACUGCAGAGGAACUUUGAGCCGCACAAAAUCCCAGUGGAAUUCACAAAGAAGCAGGGUGGUGGAAACGAGGGUCCGGGGAAGAAGAAAUCGGGGAAGGGAUCCAAGAAGGAGGAAGAGAAAUCCUCCCUCCCCUUGGCUCUCUAUUCGAGGGUGAGUUACGAGCGUUUUCUGCGAAACCCCUCCCGUCUCCCUUCGCACCACCGUCUCCCUUCUCCCCGGCAGAAGCGGAUGAAGCGGGUCCCGCUGGACGUGAUCCUCAACCGCCUCCUCGCCUCCAUGCCGAUGAAGGACCCCGUGGACAUCAGCUACCUGCUGGACCGCAAGCGCGUCCGCAAGCGACCCAACUUCCUCGUCCCCUCCUGA